UCGACCACGAUGGCCGACUACCGGCCCAAGAAGCGCGUGCCGACGCAGUUCGUGGCCAGCGGCGUCAAUUUCAAGCUGCCGCGGCCGCUGCAGCGCGAGUGGUGGGAGGACGAGCGAUUUCCAAUUGACGACCUGCAGCCCCUGUACCGCGCCUCGACACAGCGCUACGACGAAACCACGCGCCAAGUUGACAAGCACUCAGGCGAGUACGGCGGAGUUGAGUCGAGUGCCCAGUGGCCCGUGCCUGAUCUCCCAGAGUGGCAAAUUCCAGGCCCGCGACGCCCCUACUUCCACUUCAACACGCUGCGCACGGACGGCCGCUUCGAACGCCUCGCGUCCACGUACACCGAAGACCUGGGCACCGUGGCCCCCGCCGCCCCCAACGAGGUCACGCGGCCCCCGCAAGGACUGCUGCCGUGGGGCGUCACCCAGAGGGAGACCGAGUACCUCAAAGAGUACUCGGCCGAGAUGCUGCGCCACCCGCAGUUCCACCCUCAACGAGGGUCGAGGCACGCGACGACGCAGCAGCCCAGCGCAUGGGAAACCACCUACGAGGCGGCCUGCAACCAAGUGGCGAACGCACCCUCCUGGCUCAAGCACUUCCUCGCGCAACCCUACCCCAAGACCUUCAGAUAAAAUAAUAAUAAAAAACAGAAGAAAAACGAGGGUCGCUCCGCUGCCACAAACAGAGGUUCUUUCUUAUUGCCCUCGCAGCUCGAACACCCUCUUCUGCGCCUAAUUUCUUCUCUUGCCGCAGGAAAUUAAACUGCGCGCGACACGUGUUUGCCUCUUUUCUUAACGAAAACACACGACCCUAAAAGUCACUUGUUGUUCUCUCUUGACAGCUAAUCGUUUAAGACCUUGAACCGCGUUCAAUAUUCAUUAUAAGAUUGAUUUUUUUAUUCUUUGUAAAAAAAACUCCGACUUUUUUUUGUACAAUUGAAUCAAAGAUCAAAGUGAAUAUUGUGACUUUUGAAGCUGUAAAAAUAUAAUUUUUAGCAGCUGAAAUUAGGAUCACAUUUAUGCCCUGGAAAUCUUAGGUCACGUUUCAUAGAAAUCAACUUUUGGAAUAACAGAAAUAAACUUUGUCUGGCGUUGUUAUAGAAGAUUUAAGUUUAAAUAUUUAUUUUUGAGAAAUAGAA
Molecule: messenger RNA, 1142 nt
Organism: Neocloeon triangulifer
Lineage: Eukaryota; Metazoa; Arthropoda; Insecta; Ephemeroptera; Baetidae
Exons: 4
Coding region: 10-636 (208 amino acids)
Source: RefSeq, a predicted model, not a curated record